Molecule: messenger RNA, 7988 nt
Organism: Oxyura jamaicensis (ruddy duck)
Lineage: Eukaryota; Metazoa; Chordata; Aves; Anseriformes; Anatidae
Gene: PTPRN2
Product: protein tyrosine phosphatase receptor type N2
Exons: 24
Coding region: 178-3387 (1069 amino acids)
Biological process (GO): protein dephosphorylation
Cellular component (GO): secretory granule
Molecular function (GO): protein tyrosine phosphatase activity
Source: RefSeq, a predicted model, not a curated record
CGCCUCCGCCGGGCGGGCCGGGGCGGAGCGGAGCGGAGCCGGCUCGGCGGCGGUCGCUGUCCUGGGUGUUGAACCGGCUGCGGGAGGAGGCGAAAGGGAAAGCGGGCGGUAUGGAGUGAGGGGGCCGGCGGCGGCGGGCAAGGAAGCGGAGGGGCGGCAGUCUGCGAUGGGCCAGGCAUGAUGGGGGCGCUCGGCUCCGUCCUCCCUCUGCUGCUGCUGCUGCUGCUGCUGCUGGUGCUGCUGCAGGUCGUCGCCGCCGCCGCCCCGCGCAGCCAGCCGCCCUCCGCCGGCGAGGCGCGGAUCGGUUGCCUGUUUGAAGAUGACCUUUGCAAAUCUUAUGAAAUCUGUGUAAAUGAUGGAAUAUUUGGGAGAUGUCAGCGAGUGCCAGUAAUAGACAUAUACAAAUACGACAUUUCACCCCCUGUUCUUCAACGCCUAAGGAUCAUCCUGGAGAAGCUCUCACACAGAGGUUUUACCUGGAAAGAUGAUUAUACACAGCAUGUUAUUGGUCAGGAACUGUCAAACAUUCACAAAAUCCACAACAGACACCCUGAUAUAUUUGUAUCUGAAGCAUCUGACACAGGAAGGAUUUUGGAACAGAAUGCAGAAAAUGAAAGAAAUUCUGAUCUGGAAAAUGAUGUGAACUUGGCCAAGUCACUUCAGCAGUAUCUUAAAUAUCUAAAUAUUCUCUCCCAGUCUGCAGCUACAAAUUUAUAUCCAAGGAAGAAGAACGACAAAGCUUCUGUCAAGAGCUACAUCUAUAAUGAUCCUAUUAGGUACUACAUGAUGCAGAAACCCAAAGAAAGAGCACCUCCUUUGGCCCAUACAUCAACAUCCCAUCAACAGUACACUGAAAUUCCCCGUGGGAGAACCUUCAACCAGCCUCAGACAGACAAGUUCUCAUCAGAGCCAGAAGUGGGGCUUGACCAAAAAACUCUGAUGGCUGCGCUGCAUACGUACAUCACUCAGAACUUGUCAGCACAAAGCAAUGAUAAAAGCUCUCACAGCAGGACUAAAGGGUCUCACAUUUAUGCUGAUAGAUUCUACUCUUCUCCAGUCAGCCCUUUUGAUGGAACUUUUGCCAAAGGAAAAGCAGAAGAUUUCAAAAUGAAGAAACCGUUCCAGACAAAGCCUGUGUCUGGAGUGCUGGGGCCAACCUCUGAGAAGCUGAAUCAUAAAUCUGCUUCCCAGGAUGAACCAAAGGACCCUCUGAGUAUAGUGGAUGAAACACUUAUUAAAGAUGUAUUGAAGGACCUAGAGAAACACCAGGUGAAUGUGGAGAAUCUCAGCUCAACAGAACUGGAUGAGAUUGCUGAUACUAUUGCGAAUGCGAUUCAGACUGCUGGCAUUCAGGAAGAAACAGAAGAGAGUGCUGGAAAAACCGAAGAAGAAAGAAUGGAAGCACAAAUGAAGAAAGGAGAUGCUCAAGGAAGAACAGAAAUCCAUAAUGUAUUAACAGAAACCAAUGUUAACCUACCAGACAAUGGAGUGCGUGAAGCCAGUGCCAGAACUGAUCAAGAGGAGAACACUUCAAAACUAGUUAACUUAUUGAAAGAGAAUGCAGUACCUGAAAAUAUGCCUAAAGAUGUAAUACCUGAAGAAUCUACCAAGUCAGAAACAAAGAAAUCUGAAGACACUGACUCUGCUUCCUCAGAAGAAAUAAAUGUGGGUGUGGAAAAUGUAAAAAGCGAGACUUACUCCAGGGAGCUGACAGCUGAAAAGAGCACUGAAUCUGACUCCAAAGACCCGAGUGAGACCCGCUACUGGAUUAAGAAUGCUUUGAUGCAGGAUGGAAACUCCUAUGAACAGCCUCAGAAAAAUGCAGAACAAGGUUUACAGCUUGAAGUGAAGUCUACCGAGGAGAAAGAAUAUGGCUAUAUUGUGACAGUGAAAGACCCCCUGAGUGUGGAAAAGGGCUUGGAGUUAAUAAAGGAAGUGGCAGAUCUCCUGAAGCUGCAGAUGAGUGCCUUCGAUGAUGUCAACGUGCUGGGACCAGCUGUGACCUUCAGAGUGCACUCAAACCUCCAAAACAUUUCAACUGCAGAUAUUGCUAAAGCAGCAGCCCUGAACAAAGAGAAGCUUGAGAAAACAACUGGGCUGAGAAUUUUGCAGACUGGCGUGGGGGAGAAGAGCCACGUCCCGCCGCUCCCGCAGCGCGGGGAAGAGGCAGAGUCCGCCAAGUUCUUCCUCCUCACCCUCCUCUCCCUCGCCUGCAUCGCCGGGGUCCUGGCGGCUUCGGGGGUCGUCUACUGCCUCCGGCACCGCGCCCACCACCGCCUCAAGGAGAAGCUCUCGGCCCUGGGGGCAGACGCCGGCUCCGACGCCACCGCUGCUUAUCAGGAGCUAUGCCGUCAGCGCAUGGCAGUGAAGACAUCUGAUCGCCCAGAGCCACUGCACGCCUCUCGAAUCAAUAGUGUUUCUUCACAAUUUAGCGAUGGGCCUGUUCCCAGCCCCUCAGCCCGCAGCAGCACCUCGUCCUGGUGCGAGGAGCCUGUGCAGUCCAAUAUGGACAUCUCCACCGGCCACAUGAUCUUGUCCUACAUGGAAGAUCAUCUGAAAAAUAAGAAUCGUCUGGAGAAAGAGUGGGAAGCUCUUUGUGCUUAUCAGGCUGAACCCAACGCCACCACCACUGCACAGCAGGAGGAAAAUGUCCAGAAGAAUCGCUCACGGGCUGUGGUACCAUAUGAUCAUUCCAGGAUAAGUCUGAAAGCUGAAAAUAGCCACGACAAUUCAGACUACAUUAAUGCUAGCCCAAUUAUGGACCAUGACCCCCGAAACCCAGCAUAUAUUGCCACCCAGGGCCCUCUCCCUGCUACUGUCGCUGACUUCUGGCAGAUGGUCUGGGAGAACGGCUGUGUCGUUAUUGUCAUGCUGACACCCCUCGCGGAAAACGGAGUCAAGCAGUGCUACCACUAUUGGCCAGACGAAGGGUCAAACCUCUACCACAUCUACGAGGUAAACCUUGUUUCUGAGCACAUCUGGUGCGAGGAUUUCCUAGUGAGGAGCUUCUACUUGAAGAACCUGCAGACAAACGAGACCCGCACGGUGACACAGUUCCAUUUCCUCAGCUGGAACGAUCAGAGAGUUCCUGCUUCCACAAGAUCGCUUCUGGAUUUCCGCAGAAAAGUAAACAAGUGCUACAGGGGUCGCUCUUGUCCAGUAGUUGUUCAUUGCAGUGAUGGUGCAGGAAGAAGUGGAACCUACAUUCUAAUUGACAUGGUUCUCAAUAAAAUGGCUAAAGGUGCUAAAGAGAUUGAUAUUGCUGCUACCCUGGAGCACUUGAGGGACCAGAGACCAGGCAUGGUCCAGACAAAGGAGCAGUUUGAGUUUGCUUUGACAGCGGUUGCAGAAGAAGUGAAUGCAAUACUCAAGGCACUUCCACAGUGAGCAGCUCAUUCUCCUGGAGGUUCCCGCAGGAUCCACUCCUUGUUUCCUCAUCCUCAGUCCCUGUGAAUGUUCUUGGACACCACAACCUGACCUUAACUGUGUAUCUUCUGUUGUAACCACAUAGUGAUAGGGUCCUUACAAACUCCUUUAGCUGGUAAAAGUUCAACAGUUAGAAUGUGUAUUCUGUUUUUUUGGGUUUUAAAAUAAAUUUUAAAACGUACAUUGAAGCCUCGGAUUAAGUGACAGAAUAGUCCAUCUAAUUCCUUUCACAUCCUGGAAGCCCUGAAUGUCACUCUUUGAAAGCACACAUUCAUGUUCUUAAUAGCAAAUAUACAGUAUUGUGGGUAAUUAGUGCAGUCAAUAUAGUCUCAGAAAACAGUGUUUUGUUAUAUUUUGGAACUCCUCAAAGGCUGAACAAGAGUGGGGGGCCUGAAAGGGAUGGUGAUUGUUCCUACACAAUGCCGAGCGAGGGCACGAAGCAGUGCUGAGGGUGUGAGUAAACACAGGUCCAGGCUCUGGCAAAGGGAGCUUGCACCUUCUCAUGCUGAGCUUUGGCAAGCAAACAUUUUCUUAACUGUUGUUUACUUUUCAGCUUUGUGCUGUGAAUGGAGGAAAAUCUGAGCUAUAAGUAAAUAGGCCUUCACAGUUGUUGCAACUGGGGAGAACAAGCUGGUCACGUUAAUGGGAACCUGGGGGACAGUGAGCAUGGCAGCUCUGGCUGGGUACCUACAGAGUGGAGCAGGCAAGCAUAGACACACCUCCAGCCAUCAGGUACACACCCAGAGCUGGUAUGGACACAGAUUCUUGACUUUAUGGGAUUACUGAGGAAGCAAAUGGGACUCUCCUCUUGAUAUUUUUGCAUUUCCCUCUCUAAAGCUGUUCUGUGCCAUCCUUUUCAGCCAGGGAAGUAUAUUUCUGCAAAAGCCUGGCUGAAGGAAGAAUCACAGGUCUGCGUUGUAUGAUUCUCAUCAAGUUUGUCUGAGCCAGACAUUUUUUGCACCUUUCUGCUCUUUCCUUGUUCUGAAUGAUGCCUAUUUUAACUAUUAAGGGAUAAAGAAGCACACGGGUUGAAUUUCAGAGAUUCUUGUGUUCUCAAAAUCCUAAUGCCUACUGUUGUGAAGUAAUGCUAAAAUAUGUCUGUAAAUGGCUUGGUUAUGCAAUUCUGCUUAUAUGAAUUCACAGUUUUCAUUCUGGCACUCUGCUAAAGGGAUUGAAACUACUGAUGGCAAGUACUCUGUUUUGUUUGAAUGUAGGGCCUGAGAGUUAGCAUUAUCAAAUGUUCUUAGGUGAUAUAGGCUCUGAAUUUCACUUUCAAAAGUGAACACUUGGACACUUUUUCAUACAUUAUCCUACAUUUCUGUGAUUUAAGAAUUUCUUUUUUUCCAAAAUCUUAACAGUGUUGUAUGCUUGAAACUAUAUUAGGCUAAUUGAUUUACCUCAGCACUGGAAAAUACAGAAUUGAAUUUGGGAAGGGGGAAGCUGUUACAAACUUCUAAUCAGUGAAAUGUUAAAAAUGCAAUAUUGGAGAGUUUUGAUGGCACAGAGGUAACAGGCAUCUAUUGGAAUCAACCAUGUUGCAGCUUUGUGUUGUAGGUGUGAAUAUUGGUGAUUUCUUCUUUUUAGCAAUUAAAGAGUUAUUAAAAAAAAAAAAAAAAAAAAAAAAAAGCAGAAAACUUGUUACUUUUCUCCAUACUUUUCUGUAUGCUUUUCUUGGUUUGUGGUGUUGCUUAAUUUGUGCAUCCCAUUACUACGGCAGUACAGAGCAGUUACUGCAGAUGCCAUCAUCCUCUUAAGUACACAUACUGUACAUUAAGCCACAUGUUUAUUUUAUGGCCUAAGCAUUUUAGAGUUUUCCUAGCAAUAACUAAAAAAACUAAUGGAGUAUGAAUGAGAAAAUUGCCUUUUUCAUUUGAUAAUUUAGGUUUAACAGGAUUCUUUUAUUACUUUAGCUAACACAAAAUUGCAGAUCAGGGCAGAUGAGAUCAGUUUGAGCAGUAUCAGCAAGUGUUUGAAGUAGAUUUACUGUGAGCCAUGUACUGCAUCUUUCUGAAAAUACAGGUAGUUAUAUCCAUACAAACAGUCCAAGGACUCAAAAUUAGGGCAUCCUAAGCCAAGCCCUCCCAUUGUCAGAUAAAAUUAUUUCCCAGUGCAAGAUGCUGUACCAUUGCCUACUGCCAAAGGGAUAAUGGGUUUUUAGCACAAAUUUCUGCCCUGGGAUUCAUUAGUGUUCGCCUUCUGACCGUCCCUGUGCAUACCAAAAACAUGGCUGACGAGCCAUUCAUUUGCACUUCAGGAAUAUUUUUAAUUGUUCUUUUGCAAAUAUUUGCAUUUCAUAAUAGCAAUUUCAGGGUGAUCCCUAUUAAUUCACAUGCAGCUGAGUGUGAGACUAAAAUAUUAGUCUUCAUGCUUUGGAGUUUAUCUAGCGUAAAUUAGAGGGCAUUAAUCUUCCCCAAGGCUAAUGGGGCAGGGGUGUAUUGUUUUAUUCAUACUGGUAGCCUGGUUUACACAACAGAAGGAUGCAGUGUUAGAGGGUUGGGAUAUCUCUCACUGAAUGUAAUUGACAAUCCUGGUAUUUCAGCCAUGUUUUGCACAGUUCUUCCACAAAAAGGUGCCGGGCUUAUUCUGUUGAAUGUAAAUUACCUCACAGGUUAUUUCAUCUGUGCAGGUAGGAUAUUGUUGAUACCUCUCAAUAAAUGCCCUGCUUCUGGGGUUGAGCCUUUGCUGCAGAGCCUACAAGUGAAAUGUAGUUUCUGCUGCACCGGGGUGAUCCGGAGGGGUUUGACAAUCCAUUUUCUGGGAGAUGCCAAAGCCAUGGAAAUACAAACCCGAUGAAGACCCAGUGAUAGAUUUCUCAUGCAGGGCAGGUAUUUCUUUACCCUUCUCAAUGCAAAUGGGCAAAGGAUGUUGUUCAGGCUGCCCCAGGCCAAUUACACUGGAGGUUCGGACCUGCCCCAUGUUCCCUCGCAGGUGGAGUUGAGCAGAGCUUCUUCUUGGAAGCCAAGAUGAUACAAGAGCCCAGGGUCAAAUGAGACCCACAGUUCUUCCCUGUUCAAUAUUCUGCUUGAUCUUUAGUAAACGGAUUGUGAUUGAGGCUUGGGCUGGUGCCUGACGCACAGCCAUAAACAGCAUGUGUUUAAUAUUGACCGUCCUCGUGUUCUUGAUGAAGACAAAUUGAAUCUACAGGUGCUGUUUAUGCAGUUGAACUUUUUAAUGACAUUUAAGGGGGGACCUGCAGAAGGAUGAUUUAACCCCUGCUGUUUCCUUCCUCACUAUUCAAAGCAGAGGGAAAAUAACUUUUCACACAAGCAUGGCUGGCUGGCACCAAGAAGAGUGGCAGUGACUGGACCAUAACCCCAUGCUUACGUAGUCCCAGCAGGUGUCAAUAUGUUGGAUGGGGAGGUGGUUGUCACCAAUGUCCUCUGCAGUCUUCACUAUCCCCACAACAUGCCCAAGAUUUGGAGAGACAGAGGGAAGGGACAACACAGUUCCCCAAAGCCCAUAUCUUUGGGGUUGGGCAUUUGCCAUAGGGAAAGCAGUGUGGGUUUUGCUGUCAACUUCAUCUGUUUCAGGUGUGAGCUCUAACCAUUGCCCUUGACCAUCAUCUGUGGGGGGACCUGGUGCAGCCUGGGUAACAUACAGUGGAAGUCCUGGGCAAUCAUUAGGGCCAGAAAUGAAUUGAAAAUCCCAGAAAAUCCCAUAUCCAAAUCUUAAUUCAGUAGCAAAACAUGCAAGAUUAUUUUUAUAGAUGCUACUAAAGGUUUAAAACAUUUAAAAAUAUUUUUUAAAAUCUACACCAAUGCCUAAACCUUGUUCCUGUCUCUAGCACGCAUGCAGAACCAAUCUCCAUCCAUCCCCAGGGGAAUGACAGUUAUAGUACCUGUAAGGAGUUCAUGCUUUAUUAGUCAAGUGGAACAUUAAUAAAACCCAGCCCACUCCAUAAUUUCCAGAAUAGUCAUUAAUUAAAAAAAAUGUUUAUUGGAAUAGAAAACAAGUAUUUGAUUAGCUUUGUUACAGAACAAUAGCUCUCCUAAUUUUUAUUCUGCAUAUUUUAUUCUUUGUUUAGAAAAUUCUCUUAAGAAGCAGUUGAGAUAAUUCGCUUUUUAAAACUGUACAGUUUCUAUGGUUUUGCUUUUUAAAUGAGAGUACACUUUGUAGAUUUGAUUAUUAUAUUUUUCUGUUAAGAUUACAUUGGACAUUACAAAAGCAUUCCCCACCACAGUGAAAAGAAAGCUAUCCUGUUGGUCUAUUGUGAAAGAAAAAUAAAUAAUUAAAACAAAAUUGCAGAGCUGUGGCAUACUCAAUCCAAUUAGAGCAUGACUCUUUACUACUCUUCAUUUACCACAUUAGAAAUAAAGUUACACCAGCAAGAUUUCAUUUGAAGCUGUUCUUGCAUGCUGUUUGUACUGUAUUUGAUGGCAUAAUAUUGUUUCGUUUACAACCUUUUCCUUCUUGUCAUUCUAUUAUAUUCUUUCUGUAUAUAGUUAAAAAAAAAAAAGUAAAAAAAGGAAAAAAGAUUAUACAAAGUAUUUUGUUCUACCUCUGUAAAAAUCAUAUUUGUGAAUAAAGUCAUAUUGUCUGUGGAGUACAGUAUCAUGAAUGCA